AGAGACGACGACGACGACGUCCAUAGCUCUUAUUAUUAUGAACAGUAAAAGAAAGAGAGGAGAAGAUGAAAGUUAAUGAACAACGCAAGGCUGGGAGGAGAGGAAUCUUUCGGUUCAAGCUACAUGUGAAAUGGUAUAAAUAUACGUACAUUUCCACUGAGAGGGGACGCAUAAUCCUGCAGUGGUACUGAAGAAGACGACGGCGUUUAUGGCGAAAGAUAUCAGCCACUUGCAACUUUCUCAGCUCACUCCUAAGAAAGUACUUGUAGUCUUCUGUAUGAUCAACAUGAUAACUUACAUGGAUCAAGGAAUGAUAGCAAGCAGUAUUGUGAAUAAGGCAAUAAGGGAUGAUUUGAAAAUGACUAAAUUUGAAAACGGUGUUCUAUCUACUGCUUUCUCGGUUGGAAUUCUUCUGGGGUCUCCACUAUUUGCAUCCAUGGCAAACAGUGUUAAUACUUUUAGGCUAAUCGGAAUUGGAUUAUCCACAUGGUGCUUUUCUGUUGCCGGUUGUGGAUUAUCAUAUAGCUUUGUGUCGAUAACAUUAUGCCGCGUGCUAGUUGGUACUGGUGAAGCUUCUUUUAUGAGUCUGGCAGCUCCAUUUAUUAACGAAAAUGCUCCAUCUGCGCAGAAAACAUUGUGGCUUGGAAUAUUUUACUUUUGUAUACCAGCAGGAGUUGCUCUGGGCCAUGUAUAUGGUGGAAUUGUAGGGAAGCUCUUAGGCUGGCGUUCUGCAUUCUUUGGAGUAUCCAUUGCAAUGGUCCCAUUUGCUCUUCUAGGUUUCUUAAUGAACCCUACACACUUGAAAGACUUUGCUCCUAUUUCGAGAAGAAAAUUGACAUCUAUUGGAACAUAUAUCCUUGAAGUUAAAGAUGAUGUAGCUAUGGAUGUUAGCAAAGUAGCCAUGAAUGACAUUUCAAUACACAAAAGGUUUUUGGGAGAUGUGAAAGUGCUUUUUCUAGAGAAGGCUUAUGUUGUGAACAUUCUGGGUUACAUCUUAUACAACUUUGUCAUAGGUGCAUAUUCAUACUGGGCACCUAAAGUUGGUUACAAUGUAUAUAAGAUGAAUGAUUCAGAUGUGGUUUUUGGAGGGAUUACAGUUGUUUGUGGGAUGGUUGGAACUGUAGCUGGAGGUUAUGUUCUUGAUCUCAUGUCUUCCACAAUUUCCAAUGCUUUUAAGCUCCUCUCAACUGCAGCGUUUUUGGGCGCCAUCUUUUUCUUCUCUGCUUUCUGUUCCGAAAAUGUGUACUGUUUCCUGGUUCUUUUCUCAAUUGGUGAGCUACUUGUGUUUUCCAUGCAGGGACCGGUAAAUUUAAUCAGUCUCCAUUGUGUCAAACCAAGUUUAAGACCAAUGUCACUGGCUAUGUCCAUCGUUGCAAUUCAAAUAUCCGGAUUUGUGCCUUCCUCACAAGUUAUUGAGAUUCUUAAGGAUUAUACUAAAAACUGGAGGAUCACAGCUCUUAUUUUAACAUCUGUUCUUUUUCUGGCAGCCUCAACAUGGUUCUUAGGGAUCUAUGUUCACAAGACAGAUAAAUUCAUGGAGGAUCCAGAUGAGAUAAUUGACAAAUGUAUCAAAACGCCUUUGAUUGAAGAGAAAGCUGAAAAAGUCGAAACGGCAUGUGAACCAUAAUAGGCAUUGCAGGAAUUACGUGUUUUGAUAUGCUUUUUCAAGUAUUUGUAUAUUAUUGUUAUAAUCUUAAUAGUUACUUUUAUGGAAUCAAGCCAUAUCUUAAUAGUGAAAUUUCAAAUUAUAAAACUUUGUUUUCAAUAAUAAAAUGCAUGGUUACUUUCAGUUUA
Impatiens glandulifera is the source of this 1794-nucleotide messenger RNA. RefSeq names its product probable sphingolipid transporter spinster homolog 2. Gene Ontology annotation, molecular function: transmembrane transporter activity. Gene Ontology annotation, cellular component: membrane. Lineage: Eukaryota; Viridiplantae; Streptophyta; Magnoliopsida; Ericales; Balsaminaceae. Gene Ontology annotation, biological process: transmembrane transport. The transcript is spliced from 16 exons. Bases 209 to 1627 code for a protein of 472 amino acids. The record is from RefSeq and is a predicted model, not a curated record.